AUGGCUUCGUUGCCGGAUCUCCGACUUCCACCCCAAUCAGACCCAUCACCCUUCCACAAGGGAGCACGCGGCUGCAUCGCAGACCCCGGCGAACCCCCGGAGCCGUCGCCCCUCGUGCGGCUCCUCCGGGCAAUCGAUCGACAUCUGCUGACCCCUGGGGAGGUCAGCAACCACCACAUCACUUGUGAAAUCUCACAUAGAAGAAAGCUUGCCAGCGAGAGACCCAUGGAGGCUGCUCUUGUCACCGUUUCCACGGGGGUGAUGAAGCCCCUCCUGUCCAAGCUCUUCAAGCUGCUGCUGGACGAGCACCGGAAGCUCCAAGGCGUCCGCCGUGACGCCAAGUUCAUAGGAGACGAGCUUCGCAGCAUGAAGGCUGCACUGGAGGUGCUUGCGGAUGAAGAACAACUCGAACCUGCGAUGAGAAUUUGGCGGGAUGAUGUCUGUGAGCUUUCUUAUGACAUGGAAGAUUGCGUUGAUGUCUUUGUGGCUCAUGUCGACCAUGAGCCCGAUGGGCGUACCAUGCUCAAGAAGUUCGUUGACAUGUUGAAGAAGCCCAAACAUCGCCAUCAGGCUGCUAGUGAGAUAGGUAAACUCAAGGCCCGUGUGGCUGAGGCAAGCGAGAGGCACAAGAGGUAUAAUAUUAUCCGGCCAACACCUUGCAUUAGCUCUUGUGCCAUUGACCCCCGGCUGCCGGCGCUUUACGCGGAGGUUGAUGAACUUGUCGGCAUUGAUGGUCCUAAGGACGAUAUCAUCGACUGGUUUCAGUGGGAGGCUACUUCUACGCAGCCUCAAGUGCUGUCUAUUGUUGGUUCUGGCGGUCUUGGUAAGACUACUCUAGCAAAGCAAGUCUAUCAUGCAUUGGAAAGCCAAUUUUCAUGUGCAGCUUUUGUGUCGGUUUCUCGAAAUCCUGAUAUGAGAAAGAUUCUAAGAGAUAUUGCUCAAGGAGUGGGGUUCACAGACAGCCCACCGGAUGAUGAUGUGCAACAAUUGAUCAGUAAACUCAGGCAACAUCUUAAAAACGAAAGGUACUUUGUUGUAAUUGAUGAUGUGUGGAGCGCGGACGUAUGGGAAACUAUCAGGCUUGUAUUAUUGAAUAAUAAUAACCAUGGGAGUAGAAUUAUUACUACAACACGUAAUACUGAAGUUGCAUCAUGUUGUUCUUCAGGUGGUGGUCAUGUUUAUAAAAUGGAACCCCUUACGUUUGAUGACUCCAAAAGGUUGUUUUUUAGAAGAACAUUUGGUCCUGAGGAUUUAUGCCAUCCUCAUCUGGAAAAAGUCUCUAAUGACAUAUUAAGAAAAUGUUCUGGCCUACCAUUGGCUAUUAUUACUGUGUCUAGUUUGUUGGCUGAUCAGCAUGCAGAAGAUGAAUGGAAGAGGGUGUUAGCUGCUAUUGGUUCUGCACUUACAAAGGAUUCUGGUGCUGAUAAGAUGACAAAGAUAUUAUCUUUCAGCUACUUUGAUCUUCCUCACCAUCUGAGAGCCUGUUUGUUGUACUUGAGUAUAUUUCCAGAAGAUUCUACUAUCUGGAAACAACAUUUGAUACAUAUGUGGGUCGCUGAAGGAUUCAUUCAUGAAAAACAAGGGCGAAGUCGAUAUGAAAUAGGUGAGAGUUAUUUUAACGAGCUCAUUAAUAGAAGCUUGAUCCAACCGGUUGGUGCAACAUUGGGCCAGGUAGAGUCAUGCCAAGUCCAUGAUAUAGUUCUGGAUUUUAUCACAUGCAUAGCUGCUGAAGUGAAUUUUGUCACUAAAUUCAGUGAUGUAGAGCAUGGACACAAUUCAUAUGACAGAGUCCGCAGGCUCAUUAUAGGGAAUACCAGUAAUGAAAAGGUUGCCAUAUCAACAAGCCCGAUCCUCUCUCAUGUUCGGUCGCUCAUUAUAUAUGCGCAUGACCCUCAAGUUUCUUUAUUGGCUUUCCCAGUUCUUCGUGUCUUGGACCUAGGAAAGUGCUGGUGGUUAGAAGAGCACCAUGUUGCAAAUAUUGAAAAGCUACUUCUUCUGAAGUAUCUGAGUCUUGCAAAUGUUACGCUCCUCCCCCAAAAAAUUGGAGAACUGCAGUAUUUGAAAACACUGGACAUAACAAAUACCAGAAUUCGCCCUAUAGUGAGUCGUAUUACAAUUCACUGGCCGUCGUUUUACAACGUCGUGACUGGGAAAACCCUGGCCUUGGAAGAGCUAGAGACGUUCGGUGUCCACUCCUAUGAACAAGGGAAGCCACUAGAAGAAUUCAGCCAGCUAACCAAGAUGUGGAGGUUGAAAGUACAGCUGGGGAUGUUUGAAUUGUGGGAAGGACCAGGUCAAAUUGAGGACCUUCACGGUUACUUGGGAACAUUAGUAUCUUCAUGCAACCUUCGUCAUCUAAAUAUAUCCAAGCUAAGCUCGAACUUCUUAGCUGUCAAAACUUACUUUCCACUGUCACUGGACUCAUGGUGUCCGACUACUCCCUGCAGCCUUCAGGAGCUUCACAUAACAUACUGUUUCAUUGACAAGGUUCCAAACUGGAUGAGCUUGCUCCGCAAUCUUAGAGAAUUAGAAAUCUAUGUCGCCAGUGUGAGGCCAGAAGAUGUUAGGAUCCUUGGGUCAAUACCAACUUUGCUUAUCCUCAAACUAAAGACUUUCAAUGGCACCGAUGGAAGAAUUCUCAUUCAUGGGUUCAGCAAUUUGAAAUAUUUCCAUUUGGAACUCCUUUAUUGUGGGACCUCACUGGAGUUUGAAGAGGGAUCAAUGCCAAGGCUUGAGCACCUGGAGCUGGAGUUCCGUGUGCAUCAGAUGGAUUGCCUGAAUGGUUCUCCCAAUUUCGGUAUCCAACACCUCUCUGCCCUCCGCAAAGUUGAGGUCUGUAUUUUGUGCAACUUUGGCAAUAGAGACAAUCCGUUGGCAGGUUUAGAAUGCUGCUUUGGCAAAUUCAUUGGAAUGAUUAUUGAAGCUGACAUCGAGGCGCUUCCCAAUUGUUCCAGUUUCCUUUUACAAUAUGGAAAUGUACCAUUCGGAAACGUGGCCUGCGAACAUUACACAAAAAUUGUGGAGACAGACUGCGAGAAGGAAGAUGAAGCAGGACGAGGCAAAGUUGGAAGUGCAGGAGCACCCCACUGGCAUGUGGGAGAAAAUUACUUUCGAAUGUCAUUUGGUUAAACAAAUAAUGUACGUUCUCGAUCCCUGGUAGCAUCAUGCAGAGCUGCACCAGUGUGCUGCUUCGCUAGAUGGGGGUCAUCGAAGAGGACAAGGAGAAUGCGAUCUCAGGGGCCUUCUUGAGGGUUAUUGGAGAGAGUUUGAUCACCUUCUUUCCGAGCCCCAAGUGGCGAGUUUGGUGGCUCCGCCUGGUUGGUCAGUUCGUUGACAACCAACUGGCAGAGACUGUGUCGCCACCGCGGCCACCAGCGUAGGCAAGCUCAAUAAAUCUUGUGAAGGCCUGGUCAGUUAUAUGCUGCUCUACUUUGGUUGCUGGAUGAUCAAGUAGCUAAUUAAGCCUUAGUAUUUUCCAAUCAAUAUUUGCUUUGUUUGUAAUGAUUAAAGCGUGAUAUACCGUGUUGAAUAUAGACUUUGUGCCUGUAGACUCCUACGGUGUGAAAGUGGUUCUUGCUGCAGCAGUUGCAAAUGCUCUGUGUUGGUGCAGGUUUUUGCUGUAGCCGCCUCAGCUCUGGUAUGCAGGUUUGUGCUGGUUGCAAGACAAUCUGAUUAACUUGCAAGUACUAAUAAGAACCAGGAGGCGGGAGCGGAUGUUACCCUCUCCAGCCCAUUCUCGGUUGCAAAGGUUUGUCGAAUGAGCAAUCUGGAUAACGGAGGUUAUGACGAGGGCUGCACAAUGGAUCCGUAUGUGGCGCUAUCUUCAACUUGCAAAGGAUCAUUCACCUAAGACCUUUAGGUGCAAUCAUUGGGAGAUUGUAGCACCAGAUACACUCAACCCAAUUUGAUGACAGUCUAGUAGUAAGUUAUGUAUUUGUAAUCAUUUAUAUUGUGGGUGUAAGGGCAUAUUUCAUCCUAUAUGGUUUUGGUGAUUGAUGACAAUGUUUUUGUGGACUAA
Messenger RNA from Triticum urartu, 4018 nucleotides. The record is from RefSeq and is a predicted model, not a curated record. NCBI's taxonomy places the organism in Eukaryota, Viridiplantae, Streptophyta, Magnoliopsida, Poales, Poaceae.